AUGUCUCCCCUACAGUCUGUAUGGUUAUAUACAGACUGUAGGGGAGACAUCUCUAACCAUACAGACACUACAGACUGUAGUGAGGCUAAUUGUGCUGUAAACAGUCCAACAGGCCUCUCUGAACCCUUAUCUUCCUACCUGGAGACCAGAAGCCUGCUAUUGGACAGUACGGAGAAGGAGAAGGGCCAGCAGCCCAUUCUCCACCAAUCCCCCAAGCCUCCCUGGGACAGAGACAGACAGGAGUGUAGCGACUCACCUGAGGCUUUAGGAUUAGAGGACAGUUUGUUUACUGAGGAGGACAGCUCAUACAGAUCCUACCUCCAGACCAGCUCUCACCCUGCCGUCCUGCAGCAGGAUCGUGGGGUGAGGAUCGUGAGGUACCCCUAUCCCGGCGUCAGUCUCAACCUGCUCUCCCUUACUAGCCUGGAAACAAUCCUAGAGGCUGAUCCCGACCACUCCCUGGACAACUCUGCGACAGUGGAAGAUGAGACGGGAGAUGAGGAGGAAGAUGAGGAGUGGAGAAGGAUUGUUAGGAUAAGGCCCACUGAGGAGGACAGAGGCACUGUGCUUCUGUCUGGUGACAUCAUCAUAUCCUACGUGUCCACUUUCAGCCCGUUGUCGUGUCGCCCUGAGGACUUGUCCAGUAUCGAGUCUUCAGAGCACCAGCUGGUCUUGUCGACCUUUGACCCCGAUGACCCCGUGACCUUACCACACGACAGGGACACCUCGGGCAGCGAGAGAUGCUCCAGUCCCACCCCCACCUCUGUGUCCUACGAUUUUGACACCACCAGCACUAACAGUGAGGAGAUGGAAGAGUCCAUCCUGCCUGUCUCAGGGGGGAACGCCAACCUCCACAAACCCAUGAAGAGCAAGUCUAAAGGAGGCCGGGCGGGGAGCUCCAAGAGCUCCAAGUUCUCUGUCUUCGCCAAGAUGCCUUCCUUCAGGAAGAAGAACAGUCUGAAGAACACCAAGGUGGACAGCUCACCCCGGGACUCACCCGACCUGGGAAGGGAGCUGGGGGGAGGACAUAGGGGACAGGGGGAAGACACCUCAGACGAUGACAGUGUCUUUUUGACAGUCCAGCAGGCCUUCUCCUCCGGUCCGGUGGGUUGCUACAAGACAGAGGAGGAGGACUACAGCUUCUUCCCCUCCACGCCUCGCACCAACCACGUCCACCUGCUCUUCAGGGAGGGGUCCAGCAGCCCAGACACCCCUCUGACCUCCCAGCCCGGAGGUCUCAGACACAACCAGACUGGGGCCCCCGAGGGCCUGCACGGCUACAAGAGGAGCAAGAGCUCAGACAGCCCCAACCUCCGCAUGCGCUUCGCCCAGGCCCAAAAGUCCCUGUCCAGCCUGUUUGAGUCUCGCUCCAUGGACAAGGAGAACGAGGAGGAGCAGGGGAGCGUUGAGACAGGGAGUGAAGGGAAGGUGGGGCGAGUCAAACAGUCCUGGAGGAGGCUGAGGGCCAAAGAGGCUGAGCUGGUGAGGAGGACCCUGUCUGUUCCGGUCGGGGAUGGGGUCGAGGGAGAGGACGGUGGGGGUUUGAGGACGCCCAGACAGAUCCACAGUGACUACGCAUCCCGCUCGGUCUCAGUGCUCAGUGUCCCUGUGUCCCCCUCCUCUCUCAGGGCUCUGAAUCUCACCGACCCCCUCACCAAGAGGCGUCUGCAGGACAGUCAAAGCAGGGCCGGGGCCGACACCCCACAGGGCUGCAAGUUGGAUGGCGAAAGGAGGAAAGGGAAAGUCCCGCCCAACGACCUGUCAAUCAACUUCUCAGACUCAGGACCGCCGUACUCACAAGACUCUGAGGCUCCGCCCGCAAAUGAUUCCAGCCCCCUGGCGCCCAUGAGCCCCGCCUCCCUGGCUGCAUUAGCCAAUCAGCUGUCCUGGUCCCCAGGGGGAGGCUAUGAGAGCACAGCGUGUAGCAUGGUAGCUACACCAGACACCCCAGUGAGACCCAUGAGCCCCAAGCCCCACAGCCCCAGACCGGCUGCCCAGCACAGGGCUAUCUGCUACCCCCCCACUGCCUCUGCCCGGGCCUCAGUCCUGUCCCUGCUCCUCAUGGGCCAGUCAGCCAGUGUUGAUGGCCUGUCUGACCCGCCAGAGAAGCCCAAGACCCUGAAGCCCCGAGCGGGGCCGUUAGACUCCUCCUCCCUCAGUCCAUUGGAGGACAGCGAAGUGGACAGUCUGCUUACGCCUAUGUUCUUCAAACAGUUUGAGACCAGUCAGGAUGGAUGUAGACCCAGCAGCCAGGCAGGGGGAGGAGGGAAGAGGCUAGCAGAGCUGAAGACUCCUGGCUCUGGACCGGACACUACUGCCUUAGCCCUCAGACCACCACUAGGCCACAGGCCGGACAGGGAUCCGAGACGCCACCGCUGCUGCUCAGAUGACCUGUGGAUCGAAGAGGAAACGAGACGGAAGCGGAAGCUGGCCCGAGUGAUGAGGGGAAGCCUGGGACAACUCAACACACACUGUCCUGAAGAGCUCGACAAAUCGCAUGCUCCAGUGUCCCUGUCGACCAUGGAGGCAUUCUCUGGGAUGCUCCUAAAGACCCACUGCUUCUCCCAGAGCACCCCCAUCGGUCUGGACUGUCUGGGCUGGCGACGACGCAUCUCCUACCCCUGUGAGUAG
Salvelinus sp. IW2-2015 is the source of this 2631-nucleotide messenger RNA. Its product is annotated as mucin-2-like. The record is from RefSeq and is a predicted model, not a curated record. Lineage: Eukaryota; Metazoa; Chordata; Actinopteri; Salmoniformes; Salmonidae.